Scophthalmus maximus (turbot) is the source of this 2924-nucleotide messenger RNA. It is a transcript of the gene stk17al, whose product is annotated as serine/threonine kinase 17a like. Gene Ontology annotation, biological process: protein phosphorylation; intracellular signal transduction; positive regulation of apoptotic process. NCBI's taxonomy places the organism in Eukaryota, Metazoa, Chordata, Actinopteri, Pleuronectiformes, Scophthalmidae. Gene Ontology annotation, cellular component: nucleus. The transcript is spliced from 7 exons. Gene Ontology annotation, molecular function: ATP binding; protein serine/threonine kinase activity. The record is from RefSeq and is a predicted model, not a curated record. Bases 246 to 1397 code for a protein of 383 amino acids.
GAAUGUGUAGUAGCGCUCAGAGUUAAUUCCCCGCACCGACAGUGUCACACUCCCGCAGGGCAUCGUCCGCUCGUCUUGGAGACGCGCAAAAAACCUGGACUAUUUAUCUGCCGGUGGUUCCCAAAACACACAGCUGCGGCUGCUGCUGUCUCUUCAUCGACUCCGUUAUCAUGCGCGUUUUGACUUGAAAGUCGCCUUUUCUGCUGUUGCUGCGUGUUCUCCGUUGCCAAAACAUUUUUGGGCGAAUGAAGAUUGCUCCACUCCAGGACGCGACAUCAAUGCCCGAGUCCGCCACGAUGAGCAAAAACGGAAUGGUCACGAAAAUCCACACGCGGAUAAGGAGCGACCCCUUCACGGCCACUUACGAGUUGGUCGGCAAAGAGCUGGGCAGGGGAAAGUUCGCGGUGGUGAAGAAGUGCAUGGAGAAGGCAACGGGGAAGCAGUACGCUGCCAAGUUCCUGCGAAAGCGACGGAAGGGUGAGGACUGCCGCAUGGACAUCUUGAACGAGAUUUCUGUGCUGGAGUCGGCCAAGGCAAACCCGUAUGUGGUGGCGCUGCACGAGGUCUACGAAACCAACACUGAAAUCAUCCUCGUUCUUGAGUGCGCCGCCGGUGGCGAAAUCUUCAACCAGUGCGUCGCCGAUAACGACGACGCCUUCACGGAGGAAGACGUGAUCCGGCUGGCCAAGCAGAUCCUGAACGGGGUGGCCUUCCUGCAUCGAAACAAUGUGGUGCAUCUGGAUCUGAAACCCCAGAACGUCCUGCUGACCAGUGCCAGACCUCUCGGGGACAUCCGCAUCGUGGACUUUGGCUUGUCCAGACGCAUGGACAACCUCACAGAAGUCCGGGAGAUCCUGGGCACGCCGGAGUAUGUGGCGCCGGAGAUCCUGAACUACGAACCCAUUAGCACUGCUACAGACAUGUGGAGUAUCGGGGUCCUGACCUACGUCAUGCUGACAGGCGAGUCUCCCUUCCUGGGCGACGACAAGCAGGAGACAUUCCUCAACAUCUCCCAGGUCAAUGUAGACUACUCGCAAGACACGUUUGAAGGAGUCUCCUCCCUGGCUGUCGACUUCAUCGAGUCCCUGUUGGUCAAAAACCCCAGGAAGAGAGCCACGGCAGAAGAAUGCCUCAACCACCCCUGGCUGAACCCGCUCCCCCAUCCCCACUCCCACCCGCACCUCCACACCAGGUCGGCCUCGUCUCUGGACGAGCCGGAGACGAGCCACUCCGAGUCGGAGCCCGAGAGCCCGGCCCCCUCCCCGGAGCUGGACUUGAUCGACUCAUACCUCGCGUGCCCGGGCCAGGGUGGGCUGAAGAUGGGCCGCCACGCCUUCUCCUUCGGCGAGACCCCCUUCCCCACGCGACCUGAGAUACAACAGGAGCUGAUCUGCUGAGCGACGCUUCCACCGGUGGAGAGAGACUGAACGAAUUCAAUCUCAAUGGAGCGGACGCUCGGAUCAGGUUGAGCCUGCAGCUUCCUGGUCUGGAUCUGACAGGGGGAGGGGCCAUGUUAUAUGGAUGCUGUACGCCUGCUGCUGGCUGCUUCUUACUGCUGUGAUGUCUGUGAGCUGGGCUGUGUGUAGUUUGAUACCUCUGCGUGUGUGUGUGAUUAAUACAUGCUACUCCGUGCUGAUUUAUGAUUGCACGGCAGGAAUGUGAGAGGAAUGAAGGAGCAAAGAGCAGGAGAGGACACAGGACGACGGGAUGGUGUCGCAGGACCGCACUGCUGCCUUUUUAAAGUGUCAGAAGAACUGAACUGGGCUCAGCUUAACGCUGUGGCCGGUUCGUCCCUGCACGCACACUGGUUUCUCUUUUUUUUUUUUUACCCAAUUAGCCUUUUUGAAGGAGGAGAGGCAGUGAUUCUGCCUCCUUGGGAAAUGACUUCACUCACUGUGUGCUCUCAUCAAAACAUGUUAUGCAUCAGCUGACCCAGACAUACCUUCUGUGAUGGGUCCUCUUGGAGGAAGUAAUGGGUUUUGACAGAUGGUUCUACUUAACAAAGGAAUUAAAGCAAAGGACACGGCACCUAUACGCUGGAGCCUGACGACAACCGUUCCACUGUUCAAUGUGUUUAUUUAUAAUUAUUUAGUUAUAUACCACUUUGGCCCCUUUAAAUAUACAAAGCCAUGUCGAUGCCUGAGUUUGAGAUGGAAAUGGUAGCAUUUUUUUUUUUUUUUUUUUAAGGACAAUCGAGCACUUUUUUAAAACAAAUUUUGUUAGUAGACGUCUGUGUAACGGUAAGAAACCAAAGGCUCAUCGGGCACAGUCAACUGUCACAAUGUACUGUACAUAUUCACUCCACCGUUCACUGUUUUUGUCACAUAAACUUAUAUUUUUCACAAGUUGCCACUUUGUCGAAUCGAUGUUAAUAUUACAGUUUUUCACAUGUGACAUUAUAUUUGUUUUGUUGGCUAUUGCACAAGUUGCACAAGGUUGUUUUUUUUGUACGUAACUGCAAUGUUAGGUUUCAUGCUCUUUAGAUAUAGUGAAAACAUCAGUCAGGAAUGGCAGGGGCUGAAAGCAACAGUUCAGCUUUGUUAUUAGAAUGGUGAGAGAUAAAAACGAAGAGCCCAGUUGUAUAAACAUGUGAUAUUUGCCUUCAGAUGUGUGGGAGCAGGGAAAUUGGAAGAAUUUCUCAAAAAAAAGUACUGAAAUGUAUAUUAUGAGUUAGUAUUAAAAAUUAAUCUGUAAGGAUAAUUGGUGUUUUUUUCUGUUUGUUUUUUUACCAGUGUAUGAAUGUUAACAUCCGUAUAUAUCAAAGUCUUAUUUUGUACGUUUAACUUUUACUUAUUGUUAUUGUUUUCUGCUCAUAAACUUCAGGCAGGUUUGCACUUGUCCUUGUGGACGUUUUGUUAAAAUUAAUAAAUGUUGAUGCAAAAUGUAAGAAAAAAAAUACAUGUGCAUUUUCUAUCAAACUAUAA